Messenger RNA from Cyprinodon variegatus (sheepshead minnow), 3570 nucleotides. It is a transcript of the gene evi5b, whose product is annotated as ecotropic viral integration site 5. The record is from RefSeq and is a predicted model, not a curated record. Lineage: Eukaryota; Metazoa; Chordata; Actinopteri; Cyprinodontiformes; Cyprinodontidae. The transcript has 19 exons. The coding region runs from base 82 to 2517 and encodes 811 amino acids.
GUGGCGACAGACAAGGUUGCUGGAAAGCUGAGUUCUACUCUCUCAUGGGUAAAGAACUCGGUUUCCCACACUGUCAGUCAGAUGGCUAGCCAGGUGGCCCCGCCCACAUCUCUACAGACCCCCGCCACUUCCUCCUCCACAUCUCUGUCCUCGCCUGCCCUCUCGCCGUCCUCGCCGGCGCAGCUUAGCCCCGAUGAUGUGGAGCUGCUCGCCAAGCUGGAGGAGCAAAACAGGCUUCUGGAGACGGACAGCAAGUCUCUGCGCUCCAUGAAUGGCUCGAGGAGAAACAGCGGCUCCUCGCUGGUGUCCAGCUCCUCGGCCUCCUCCAACCUCUCCCAUCUGGAGGAGGACACCUGGAUCCUGUGGGGCCGAAUCGUCAAUGAGUGGGAGGAGGUGCGGAAGAAGAAGGAGAAGCAGCUUAAGGAUCUCGUCAGGAAAGGGAUUCCCCACCACUUUCGAGCAAUUGUGUGGCAGUUGUUGUGUAACGCCCAGAACCUGCCCAUCAAAGAUCAGUACUCUGAGCUCCUUAAGAUGACCUCGCCCUGCGAGAAGCUCAUUCGCAGGGACAUCGCUCGCACUUAUCCCGAACACGAGUUCUUCAAGGAGAAGGACAGCCUGGGCCAGGAGGUGCUCUUCAACGUCAUGAAGGCCUAUUCUCUGGUGGAUCGUGAGGUGGGCUACUGCCAAGGAAGUGCAUUCAUUGUCGGUUUGCUGCUCAUGCAGAUGCCAGAGGAGGAGGCCUUCAGUGUGUUUGUGAAGCUCAUGCAGGACUACAGAUUGCGAGAGCUCUUCAAACCCAGUAUGGCUGAACUGGGACUUUGCAUGUACCAGUUUGAAAGCAUGAUCCAGGAGCAGCUUCCAGAGCUUCACAUUCAUUUCCAGGCUCAGAGCUUCCAUACCUCCAUGUACGCCUCCUCCUGGUUCCUCACCAUCUUCCUCACCUCCUUCCCUUUGCCUGUAGCCACAAGGAUUUUUGAUAUCUUCAUGUGUGAGGGUUUGGAAAUUGUUUUCCGCGUGGGGCUGGCCAUCCUUCAGAUGAAUCAGGCUGAACUCAUCCAGCUGGACAUGGAGGGAAUGUUACAGUACUUCCAAAAGGUCAUCCCACAUCAGUUGGACAGCGGACCAGAUAAGGUCAUCCAGGCUGCCUAUCAAGUUAAAUACAACGUCAAGAAAAUGAAGAAGUUAGAGAAGGAUUACACUACAAUCAAAACGAAAGAGAUGGAAGAACAGGUGGAGAUUAAGCGAUUGCGGACGGAGAACAGGCUCCUGAAGCAGAGGAUAGACACACUGGAGAAGGAAAGUGCUUCCUUGGCAGAUAGAUUGAUUCAGGGACAAGUGACUCGAGCCCAAGAGGCAGAGGAAAACUACCUGGUCAAGCGGGAGCUGGCCACAGUCAAACAGCAGUACGAGGAGGCCGCUGCUCAGCUGGAGCAGGCCAAGAAAACCAUCAAGCAGCAGCAGCAGCCACAAGCGAAGGGACCGCCUCGCUUCUCCGAGGAGUCCGUUCUGCAGCUGGAGAAGGAGCUGGUCCAGGCCCGGCUGAAGGAGGCGGAGUCCCAGUGUGCGCUUAAAGAAAUGCAAGAUAAGAUCCUGGACAUGGAGAAGAGGAACUCCUCACUACCAGAUGACACUAAUGUGGCGCGACUCCAAGACGAGCUGAUUGGGGUGAAGCUGAGGGAAGCGGAGGCUCUGACCGGGCUGAAAGAACUGAGACAACAAGUCAGAAAUCUGGAGGAGCACUGGCAGCGCCACCUAGCUCGCACCGCUGGGCGCUGGAAGGACACCCCAAAAAAGAACACGCUGAGCGAGCUGCAGGACGAGCUGAUGAGCGUCAGGCUGCGAGAGGCCGAGGCCCAGGCUGAGCUCAGAGAGACGCGACAGAGGCUCCUAGAGAUGGAGACUCAGAAUCAGAUCCACAGCAACCAGCUGCGGCGGGCUGAACAGGAGAGCCGCUGUCUACAGGAGCGUGUGACGACGCUGACCACCCAAAAUAAGGAUCUGCACACGCAGCUGCAGGAGAUCAAGCGGAGGCAGGCUGAGAUUGAGUGCAAGAGUAAGGAAGAGGUGAUGGCUGUGAGGUUGAGGGAAGCUGACAACAUCGCUGCCAUGGCUGAGCUUCAGCAACAGAUCUCAGAGCUGGAGAUUCAGAAAGAAGAAGGGAAGGUCCAAGGCCAGCUGAACCACACUGACUCCAGCCAGUACAUCAGAGACCUCAAAGACCAGAUAGCAGAGCUGAAACAGGAGAUUUGCUGCUUGAAAGGACAGAAAGGCUUGGUCAGUAAGUCCACCUUCGAUGGGAUCCACAUCGUUAAUCACUAUAUGGGUGUCAGUGAGUCUUACCAGUCCUCUGAUGACGACGGAGCAAAGAACACCAACCUACAGAACCAGAACCUCCUGCAGAGGAGCGGAGGUCGUAUUAAGCUGCACCCCAAGCUGGAGGACACGGACAGCGAGGAAGAGGAGGAUGGGGAAUCGCUGCGGCUCUCUGUGCCUCAGAGCAAGUCCACCACGGUGUGAGGGGGGGGGCAGAGCGUGCUUCUCACAGCCAUUUCAGACAUUUGGUUUUCCAAAAAAAGCAAACCCAUCAUUUCAUAUCUUUUAAAUCAAACUUGGAGCUUUAUUUGGCGGGAGUUGUGUUUUGUUUCGUUGGCCCCACUGACACAGCCGAGGUCAAACCAGGACCUCCGCAGAGAAUCGAACGGCGUGGAUCGUACCAAACUCUACAAGGACACGGGGGGGCCGGGGGCUCAUCUGGGUACAACACAGAAAGAGAGACUGUGCAAUAAACAUUUUAUCCUGUAUUCCACACUUCAUCCAACAUUGUUUUAUAUUUUUUAAAGGAUUUUAUAAACUACUAACAAGACUACAUCGAUGCUGUCGCUACCGUUACUUCCAUCAUGCAGGGGCAGAACCGUACGAAUGCGUGUGUGUGUGUGUGAGCGUGUGUGUGAGAGCGUAAAUGUAUCAGACGAUGUUUGUCGGAGCCUGGUAUCAAAGCUGCUUCUGUCCGACCGAUUAACGUCUCUGCGUCGCACCCUGCACGGAUUGGUCAGUGUGACAUCCGCAAACAUGUAGAUAUGUAAAUGUGUUUAUUUUCUCCUUAUUUUUUUGAACUUGAAAACAUGUUUAAUAUUGCAUAUCGGAUGUUUAGAUAUGUUGUAUAAAUAAAGAAGGGACAUAAGUUAUAUAUGAUAAAGGAGAUGGAUUAUUGUGUGUGUGGGGGGGUGCAUCAUAAAAACCUUUCAGCUUGUUACGUUCUGAGAAGGAAACAUGGAAAUAAAAACUAAACAAGUGCAGGCAGGGUCAUCAGCAUGGUUGGCUGCAUUUGGUGCAUCUGCAGAUGAGUCAAACAUGAGUCAAAUCUGUUGUUUGAUUUAUUUGGUUUGCAUGAUAGAGGAGAUGAAGUCAAAUCUGCAGGAGAUGAGCACCAAGGGAACAGCUGGAUGUUUGCAAUGAACACUAACUUUCUGCAGAAACAGGCAACACUAUGAAGCACUCGCUCACUCUGGACGGACUACAUGAGAUUGUUGCACUUGUAAGAGAAGUGAUGAGGUUCAUAAUAAAAUGUUU